GAACAUGGAAGGGCCAUUCAAGUAUAUUAGAGUGAGAGUUAGAUGAAACCUAUUUUGAUAUUUAGAAGAGUUAAGGUGAGCAUUAAUAUGAAAUUUAGUGAUAUUCUCUUUCUUGCAGGAAGGAAAUGGCAGGAAAGUCAGUCGGGUUAUUCGUAUGGGAACAAGGAAGAGCCAGCUGGCUCGCAUUCAAACAGACAGUGUGGCCGGCAGACUGAAAGAGCUUUAUCCAGACGUUAAUCUAGAGAUAGUUGCCAUGUCGACAGUUGGGGACGAAAUCCUGGACACUGCAUUAUCAAAGAUUGGUGAAAAGAGCCUCUUUACCAAAGAGCUGGAGAAUGCCCUUGAGAGAAAUGAAGUGGAUAUUGUGGUGCACUCUCUUAAGGAUUUACCUACCUCAUUGCCCCCUGGAUUCACUAUUGGAGCCAUUCUUCAGAGGGAAAACCCCCAUGAUGCAGUGGUGCUUCAUCCAAAGAAUGCUGGACUUAUCCUCGACAGCUUGCCAGAGAAGAGUGUGAUUGGCACAAGUUCACUUCGCAGAGCAGCUCAGCUAAAGAAACGAUUCCCUCAACUGGAGUUUGAAAAUAUUAGAGGGAACCUAAACACCCGUCUGAAGAAGCUGGAUGAAAAGGACGACUAUGCUGCCAUUAUUCUGGCCGCAGCAGGCCUCAAACGUAUGGGCUGGGAAAGCCGAAUCAGUCAGAUUCUGGACCCUGAAGAUUGCAUGUAUGCAGUUGGCCAGGGAGCACUGGCAGUGGAAAUCAGAGCACAAGAUAAAGACAUUCUGGAAAUGGUGUCUGUCCUGCACCAUCCAGACACAGUGCUGCGGUGCAUCUCAGAGAGAGCUUUUCUCAAAGAGCUGGAAGGAGGCUGCAGCGUGCCUGUUGCUGUUCAUACAGAAGUGAAAGGGUCCAUGCUGUAUUUCACUGGAGCAGUUUAUAGUUUGGAUGGAGCUGAUUGCUUGAAGGACACUAUGCAGACGGUUGUGGAAAUAGACAAAGUGAAUGAGAGUGCACAGGAGUGUGUACUUGUUGGAGUCACUGCCAACAAUGUAUCAUCAUCAGCCCUCGAAGCUGCUGAGAAACUGGGGAUGGAUCUGGCAAAUGCUCUCCUUAAUAGGGGGGCCAAAGACAUUCUCACAACAGCCAGGCAACUAAAUGAUGCUCAAUAGCUGAUUUUUUACAUUUUGUGCACUGGAAUAUUAGACCUAGAACUUUUGACAUGCUGUUAACUUGGAUAAACCGUACACUCAACCAUAUGCUCUAUAGCCGAAUCUCCAGAGCUUAAAUACAACCUUUAUUGGCUGUAUAUAUCAGUGUAUUUAAAAACAACCAACAGGUUACU
This is a messenger RNA of Sinocyclocheilus anshuiensis, 1341 nucleotides long. It is a transcript of the gene hmbsa, whose product is annotated as hydroxymethylbilane synthase a. Bases 155 to 1168 code for a protein of 337 amino acids. Gene Ontology annotation, biological process: heme biosynthetic process. The transcript is spliced from 13 exons. Gene Ontology annotation, molecular function: hydroxymethylbilane synthase activity. Lineage: Eukaryota; Metazoa; Chordata; Actinopteri; Cypriniformes; Cyprinidae. The record is from RefSeq and is a predicted model, not a curated record. Gene Ontology annotation, cellular component: cytoplasm.